Molecule: messenger RNA, 2943 nt
Organism: Sipha flava (yellow sugarcane aphid)
Lineage: Eukaryota; Metazoa; Arthropoda; Insecta; Hemiptera; Aphididae
Product: G-protein coupled receptor Mth2-like
Exons: 8
Coding region: 119-2062 (647 amino acids)
Biological process (GO): cell surface receptor signaling pathway; G protein-coupled receptor signaling pathway
Cellular component (GO): membrane
Molecular function (GO): G protein-coupled receptor activity
Source: RefSeq, a predicted model, not a curated record
UACGGCGAGCAUACGCGGCGAAUACGGCGCGCGAGUGUCCGGCGGCGGUGGCGGCGGACACGGUCUCGACACCGGACAGCCGCGGACGCCCGUAACACCGCAACAGUUCGCGAACGCGAUGACUGCCGUCCGAUCGUGUUUCGCCGCCGCAGUCCUGUCGCUCGUCAUCACGUACGGCCCGUACCACUCGGGCGCCGACGACACCGUAACCGCCACCAAGGUCCUGUUCUCGGCGUGCUGCACCAGUCCGAACGACGGUAAAGCCGCUUGUCGCAUCGGGAACCGGACGUUCCACAGGAUCGAGACGAUCGGUGACGGGUCGUGCGCGAACUGGUCGACGGCCGAGGUGGUGCCCGUCAGCAAGUGCUGCGCGCCCGAGUGGACGUACGACCCGGACAUACGUUUUUGCCGGCCACCAGCGGCCGCGGGUGGUGACGAGGCGGUCCCCUUGGCGUUCCGGCGGCUGCUGCAGCGGCUGUAUCGGUUGGCGCCAGACGAUAACGGCACGACGACGACGGUGGGUUACGAUUACGAUUCGCCCAAGUGCGGGGCCACAGAAGUGCUGGUCGACUUGACCGCCGACGAGGUGGAACUGUUGCCGCGGGACGGGUGGCCACCGCCGGACCAUUGUUUCGACCUCUCGUGGUCGGCGGACGGCGGUGGCCAGCAGCGGCUCGUGGCCAGGACGUGCCGGCCCCGCGACCAAUACUGCAGCGGCGGCGGUUACACGUGCGCCAACAAAUGCUGCCGCGGCGACAGGAUGAUCGGCGGAAAGUCAUGCGUGAAAAGCAAAGUGCCAUUCCUGUCGCCGAUCUACGAAGUGGCGACCGACGGUGGAAGCGGCAAUGCUAACGCGUUGGUGCGGUCGAAUGGCACGCGGCUGCUGCCGUAUUACGAACGUCUGGGCUGCAAAGGCCGGGACAAGCUGGACGGACCCACGUUCAAGCUGUUCAUCAACGGCACCCUAUUCCGGUCGGCCACAGUCGACUUCGUGCCGGCCACGCAGUACUGCCUGGAGUACCGUGAGCCGUCCGACCGACCCGGUGUCUACAUGCUGGAGGCGUAUGUAUGCCUGGCCGACGACGUCCGCAGCGUCCACGACGGUACCGCAGACGGGGCCGCGCUCUCGGACGAGGACACCCAGGGCAGCUGGAAGUACGUGAUCAUGCUGGCAGGUUUCGUACCGUCCAUCGUGUGCCUGGCUCUGACACUGCUCGUCUACGCCAUGCUGUCCAACCUGCGCAACGUGCACGGCUACUACGUCAUGUGCUACGUGGCCUGUCUACUCAUGUCGUUCGUUUGCCUGCUGGUCAUCCAGUGGAUGACCGACAUCAUCGACUCCAUCCUGUGCAAACUGUUCGGUUAUAUCACACUGUUUGCAUUUCUCACAACAUUUUGCUGGUUAAACGUAAUAUGCUUCGAUAUCUACUGGAUGUUGAGGUACAACAAUUCAAUUAAUAAACAUUCAUCAAUAUCAAUACGGACCAUAAUAUACAAUAUAUACUGUUGGGGAUUCUCAAGUAUCUGCAUAGUUAUUGCGUUUUUAUUUCAACAUUCUCAAAACGCCGUAUUAAUCAAAUUUGCACCAAAUAUUGGAACCAAUAGCUGCUGGUUUUCUACGACUGAUUAUGGUACUAUAAUUUUCUUCUUGUUACCCGUGUCUACCAUGUUAAUUGCCAAUUUGAUUUUGUUCGUGCUAACUGCAAUACAUUGUUCAAGAAUUAAAUCGGAACUCAAUAAAUUCAAACGGUCCGAUUCGAAAACACAACGUUUUAUAGUCGACAAAGAAAAAUUUGUGAUGAGUAUAAAACUGUUUCUUGUCAUGGGGAUCCCGUGGUCGUUCGAAAUACUGUCCAGAAUUUUCCACAACAAGUGGAUUAUAUGGUACAUUCUAGAUGAAAUCAACGCGCUACAAGGUGUGAUGAUAUUUGCUAUAUUUGUUGCCAAGCGCCAAGUCAUUAUGAGCUUACGGAAAAAAUUCACCAGUGCUUUGGAUCACAUCAUGGGCGUGUGCAGACCUGUAUUUCAGGGAUGCGUACAAUACUUUUGGACCCUAUAUUAACAAAACGUUUAGGUGUGUGUAGAUAGUUUUUUUUAAAUCAUCAACACAAUACUUGUAGUAAAUAUGAAAAUAAUGGGAUUUAUAGACUUGUACUAAAUUUGUGAUACAACUAGUUUUAAACUUUUAUCUCGUUGACGACAUAUGUAUAACAAUAUCCUUAAUUUACUUCUAACUACUUCAAAUAGCGUUAUAAAUAUUCAGGUAAGAAAAUAUAUUAUAAUAGUUACAAAUAUAUACAUAAAUGUAUAUAUUUUUUGCUUGAUGUAAAAAAAAUCAACGGCAUAUUAACAUUUAUCGAUGAAAUGGAUCGAAUAUAUAAUUAUAGAACUCGCAUCUCUAAUACGCAGCAGCAUAUUUUAACUUAACGCGCAUAUUAUUAUACUAUAUAUUUGAUUUAGUAUUUAGUUUAUUUUAUAAACCAUACUCACAUAAUUUAUUGUUUGUUUUAUUUAUCAUUGUUAUUUUUUUUUCCAAUCUAGUUAAAUAUUGUAAGCAUUAUACAAAUCGUUUUUGAAUCUUAGAAGUUGUUGUUUUUACUAUUUUAAAUUGUGUCAAACAUAAAAUUGAUAAUGUACUUAUAGAAUGGUAUUACGUAAAAUAGUGAAAUCGUUAUUCAAUAAUUUAUGUUACGAAAAUCAAACUAAACAUAACUCUUUAAAAACCGUUGAAUAAUAGAUAAUAAAUUACUACUGUUACACAUACAAAUAUUUGUAGACUGAGAGCUAAGCGUUUAUAGUUUGCUAGGACACCUAUUGUGAUUGUAGACCGCACAGAUUAAAGAUAAAGCAAUAAUUUCAAACAUAUAAUAUUAUAUUAUAGGUAAUUAUAUUUUUGAAUUAUUAAGAUUUGAAUUGUAUUAAUACACUGAUUGCUAAAAUUAA